Messenger RNA from Fundulus heteroclitus (mummichog), 669 nucleotides. It is a transcript of the gene rgs5b, whose product is annotated as regulator of G protein signaling 5b. NCBI's taxonomy places the organism in Eukaryota, Metazoa, Chordata, Actinopteri, Cyprinodontiformes, Fundulidae. The transcript has 5 exons. The coding region runs from base 6 to 644 and encodes 212 amino acids. The record is from RefSeq and is a predicted model, not a curated record.
ACCAGAUGAAAGCUCAUUUACUGGCGACGAGGAGGACAGCUCGCACUCGCAGUAACUUGGGAGAAGCGCUUAGAGUUAUUCAGCAGGAGCAGACAAACCUCAUCAUGUGCAGAGGACUUGAAUCAUUGCCUAUCACCUGCCUGGAGAGGGCGAAAGAGCUGAGAGCGCUGUUCAGCAGUUUAUUGCAGAGAUCAGACCACAGCAUCCCAGGGCGGUCCACAAGAAGUGACAAACUGAGAUUACAUGAAGUCAACGAGCCUCUAAAAUGGAAGGAGUCGUUUGAAAAUCUCUUGUCCAGUCAAAAUGGACUGUGUGUGUUCAGAGAAUUCCUGGUGUCGGAGUUUAGUGAGGAAAACAUGGCCUUUUACUUGGCCUGCGAGGACUACAGGACGACUAAACCGUCCAAACUGGCCGCCAAGGCGAAGAAAAUCUACGAGGAGUUCAUCUCCUCCGAUGCACCGCGGGAGGUAAACCUUGACCACUCUACCAAAGAGAUCACCAAGGAGAACCUGAAACGGGCCAGCCAGUCCUGUUUCGAUCAGGCUCAGGACAAAAUCUACACCCUAAUGGAGAAGGACUGCUACCCCCGCUUCCUCAGAUCAUCGGCGUACCUGGAGCUGACCAGGAACACGAAGACAGGCUAAGAGACUUUAUUUAAAAAAAAAAAAA